UGGUAAUGAUAAAAUUUUAAAGAAUAACACUAUCUAGCCCAUAGAAUUGAAGGGGAACUCGGAGAGUUGCCUUUAGCCUCUUAGCAUAAGUACAAUUACCCAGGGCCACCGUUGAUCUUCAAUCAUUGUACGGCUUUGAUCGCAUGAGCUGGGAGAAGCUUUCUAGAAGAAUAAACGAACAGAGAAAGGUAAAAGAAAAAAAAAAAGGUAGGAAAGAAAAUGGAGGAAGAGGAGCAUGAGGUGUACGGAGGAGAUAUCCCCGACGAAGGAGAGAUGGAAGGCGACUUGGAUCCUCACAACGCUGAGGUCGACAUGUCCGCCGCCGAUGACGAUGCCGUCAAGGAAUUAGAUGAGAUGAAGAAACGGUUGAAGGAAAUGGAAGAUGAAGCGGCGGCUCUCCGCGAAAUGCAGGCCAAGGUCGAGAAGGAAAUGGGUGCUGUUCAAGAUCCUGCUAGUGCAGCAGCUAAUCAGGCGAGCAAAGAGGAAGCAGAUUCACGAUCAGUUUUUGUUGGCAAUGUUGAUUAUGCUUGCACACCUGAAGAAGUGCAGCAGCAUUUCCAAUCUUGUGGCACCGUAAACAGAGUGACUAUUCUGACUGACAAGUAUGGCCAACCAAAAGGCUUUGCUUAUGUAGAGUUCCUGGAAGCAGAAGCUGUUCAAGAGGCCCUCGUGCUGAAUGAAUCUGAGUUACAUGGCCGCCAGUUGAAGGUUUUGCCUAAAAGGACUAAUGUUCCUGGGAUGAAGCAGUACCGUCCAAGGCGUCCCAGUCCUUAUAUGGGCCACCGGUUCAGGAGGCCCUACAUACCUUCAUAUUUCUACUCUCCGUACGGAUACGGGAAGGUUCCUAGAUUCAGGAGGCCAAUGCGAUAUAUGCCCUACUAUUAGAAUAAUUGAGGAUCUGAGAACAUAUUUACCAUAUAUGGAGGAAGUAGUAAAAUUUUAAUUUAUGCCAGUCUGUUCAGAGGAUAUAGUUCGAGCGGACGUAUUCCUACUUGCUACCUGCCGUUUUUAUCAUGUAUUAUCAGCUGUUUGACAUUUGCUAUAAGUAUCAGAGUUUCAUAAA
Molecule: messenger RNA, 1063 nt
Organism: Durio zibethinus
Lineage: Eukaryota; Viridiplantae; Streptophyta; Magnoliopsida; Malvales; Malvaceae
Product: polyadenylate-binding protein 2-like
Molecular function (GO): poly(A) binding
Source: RefSeq, a predicted model, not a curated record